AUGCAACUUUGCUUGCUGUUCAACGUCUGCAGACUACCCUGCCGGGCUACUUGGUCAUGGCGAAGCACAAGUACUUCUCCCCGCUCCGCUGCGAGGGCAGAGACUAUUCUCCAAGAGUUCGCACAGGCUGAGUUCUGGAAUCCUUUGCCAGUAUGCCACGCCACAAGCCGUGGGGCCGAGCGUGAAGGGUCCGAGGACAGCUGCCACAAGGCCGACUGA
Molecule: messenger RNA, 219 nt
Organism: Penicillium verrucosum
Lineage: Eukaryota; Fungi; Ascomycota; Eurotiomycetes; Eurotiales; Aspergillaceae
Exons: 1
Coding region: 1-219 (72 amino acids)
Source: RefSeq, a predicted model, not a curated record